AGCAAUUAGAUCCCAAAACUCAAGAUUCAUUCAUUUAAGUCCAAAGAGGCGCCCUUCUUCUUGCAAUUUAGUCUCUCAACUUUCAAAAGAUGUUUAAUUAAUCCCACAAACUCCUAUUUUUAUGCAUUCAAGUUCUUUUCUGCACAAUGAAUGAAAGCCAUGUAAAAUCUCAUAAAACUCAUCCAAAUAUCAAUAAUAUCAAGAUAAAAAUUCACAUUAAUAUAUAUAAAUUUAGCUCAUCACUCGCCACUAAGCUGCCUCUUCAAAUCAUCAAUGAUUAACAUGCUUUUGGCAGCAAUAAGCAUGUCAUCAACAUACAACAACAUAAACCCAAGAAUCAUCUCCAAGCCUUUUAUGAUAGACGCAACUAUCACACUCUUAACCAUGAAGUUGUCAAAUCGUUUGUACCAUUGUUAAGGUGACUACUUUAAUCCAUAUAAGGAUUUCUGGAGCAAACAAACAUGAUCUUUUCCUAAAACUAUGAAUCCCUCUGGCUAAGACAUAUAAAUUCGUUCCUCCAACUCACCAUGUAAGAAAGCAGUCUUUACAUCAAGCUGCUCCAACUCAAGAUCAUAUAAAGUAACCAUGGCAAGUAAAACAUGAAUAGAGCUGUGUUUUACCACAGGAGAGAACACCUCAUAAAAAUCAAUACCCUCUCGUUGUGUGAAACUCUUCACAACCAAUCUAGCCUUGAAUCUGGUGUCUCUACCCCUGGGAUUCCUUCUUUUCUCCUGAAGACCCAUUUGCAUCCAACAAUUCUUUGUCCCUUUGGUGGCUUCACAAGCUUCCAUGUCUAGUUCUUAUGUAGAGACUCAAUCUCCUCUGUCAUGGCAGUAAGCUAAUAAGGAGAUUCUUUACUGGUAAUUGCUUCCCGAUAAGUGUUGGGAUCCUCAGCCUCCACUGGUUCUGUAAUUGAUAGAGCAUAGGCAACAUAAUCUGUAUAGCCAUAUCUCUGAGGCGGUUUGGUCUCCCUCCUCUAUCUACUAGUAGCAAUAUUUUACUGUUGUUGUGUUUGUUCAGUGCCUCCACCUCCAUUGGAGUAUCUAUUAGCUUUGGAUCUUGCACCACAUCUAGAUUCUCUUGGACAAUAUUGUCAUCUCGCACUGCCUUUUCUGGAGUUGUUGCUUCAAACUCCACCUGCUUGCUAACUCCUUUUUUGCAAUAUUGAAAAAUACGAGACACUCAAAAAACACACUCAACAAAGUAAUUUUAACCACUCUGCUCUUACUCACCCUCACCUAAAGCACUCACAAAACUCUUGUAUUUUCUAGAGCUCACUUUGCUUUGGAUUGGUCUCUUGGUUGCUUUGCCGAAUGGCCAAAUGGCUUUUAUAGCCAAAAAUCCACCACCCAAAAUUAAUGAAAUGAGCUGCAAGAUCAAAAUUCAACGAUGCACAAUAAAUGCAAUGGCCUUCAAAAUCUUAACCUUUAAUUUCAUGGAUACAUGCAGAAGCAAAAUCCAUUUAUGUCAAGAUCUUCGGCUGCACCAUCUUGCCAAAUAACCACACUUUCAACUCUGCACUUUGCAUGCAUUUUCAACGCCUUUUUUACUGCCACAAGAUUUCUUAUGCAACGAAAUUUUAAAGGCUGAAAUUUGCAUGCUUUUUCAACCAUCAUGCAGAACCCACAUGCAGCAACAAAGGGUAAGUGAUGAACAUACUUGUAACAACUCUAUGCACUAAAAUAUCCUUCGGGGAAGUAAAAUUUCAAUCCUCCC
Molecule: messenger RNA, 1716 nt
Organism: Rubroshorea leprosula
Lineage: Eukaryota; Viridiplantae; Streptophyta; Magnoliopsida; Malvales; Dipterocarpaceae
Source: the annotation of a GenBank genome assembly